This is a messenger RNA of Eurytemora carolleeae, 959 nucleotides long. RefSeq lists its product as uncharacterized. The transcript is spliced from 7 exons. Bases 37 to 594 code for a protein of 185 amino acids. Lineage: Eukaryota; Metazoa; Arthropoda; Copepoda; Calanoida; Temoridae. The record is from RefSeq and is a predicted model, not a curated record.
UCCAUACCAUCCAUACCAUCCAUACAUAGUACAGAAAUGAGACGCUUUCUAAUUGUAUCCUGUCUCACAGCUGUAGUCCUCUCUCAAGAGAAUGGUCGCAGCAUAGAUAAACUUGAUAAACUUGACAUGAUUAAACCUCUUGAUGAACCGGAAAACAACCUGAUAGAUUAUCAACCUGAAAACCAAUCCAUCCUUGCCAGAAUUAUCGGUGAGGACGCAGAGGCCAGAAUAGUGGACAGUGUUACAACAUGGGCUACUGAUAAGGCUAUAAAGAAUCCUGGCUGUGUGAAAAGAUUUGUUUGUGAAACCUAUAGAACUGGAGAAACCUUGUCAGGAAUACCUUAUGUACUCAUGGCGAUAACAAAUGCUGCUGUUAGCUUUGUUGUCGCUGAGCAUUUUGGAGAAGCUGUAAAGCUGGAAGCUAUCACUGAAGCUGCUAAAUUCGGCAGAAUGUCAGGUUCUGGAGAUGCUGGAUGUCAAUUAAUGGAAUGCCAGCUGUUUGACGGUCAAUUAAGAACAGUUACUGACUACCUAGCCGGGGUUGAAGAGAUUCUCGGCUAUAUUGUAAAUUCAGUCUCAACAUCAAUUGGUUAAACUGCCCCUACCCCCCUCUCCUUCUCUACCUCCCUCCCCCCCCCCUUCUCCUUCCCUACCUCCCAAAUUGUUAGACCAGACUACAGACCUCAUUAGAAAGUCGUCUGAAGUAAAAAAAAUGUUAAACAUUAAAUCGAAUCUCAAAAUCUGUGGUGCAAGAAAUUUUCAAAACGAGCGUUAUUUUAUUAUCUGUUUUGUCAAAUCAUUACUUUCUGUUCUGAAAAAAAACGACACUUUUAUGGCCCCUACGGUCCUUUUCUAUAUCACAUUAUUUCCAUUUAGAAAAUAAAAUACUCAUUAUUCUUGUUAAAUAUGUUUCUACUGUAAACCUGUCUUCCGAUAUCUAAUAAAUUUAUAAAAACAAA